CACUCAGCUUCCAAUUCCUGCAUUUGUCUCGGGAACUGUAAACGUCGUCGUACAAUUGCAAUACCUACGCUUCUUCCCACUCUGGUUCUGGAUUUAGCUACGGGAGUGGAGAAAGAACCAUGAACAUGAACAUCUUCAGGAAGAAAACCUCGCCCAAAGAUGCUCUUCGCACCAGCAAGCGAGAAAUGGCUGUUGCAACUAGAGGCAUUGAGCGAGAAAUUUCAUCUCUUCAGUUGGAGGAAAAAAAAUUGGUGGCAGAGAUAAAGCAGACUGCCAAAACUGGAAAUGAGGCUGCAACUAGAAUCCUAGCUCGACAGCUUGUUCGUCUACGCCAACAGAUAACUAAUUUGCAAGGGAGUCGUGCCCAAAUUCGAGGUGUAGCUACUCAUACACAGGCUCUAUACGCUAGCACUUCAAUGUCUACUGGAAUGAAGGGUGCAACAAAAGCAAUGGUUGCAAUGAACAAGCAAAUGGCACCAGCAAAGCAGGCAAAAGUGAUUCAAGAGUUCCAGAAACAGUCGGCACAGUUGGACAUGACGGUUGAAAUGAUGUCAGAGUCUAUAGACGAAACUUUAGAUAAGGAUGAGGCAGAAGAGGAAACUGAGGAGCUUACGAAUCAGGUGCUUGAUGAGAUUGGUGUUGAUAUUGCAUCCCAGCUAUCUUCUGCGCCCAAAGGCCGGAUUGCAGCAAGAAAGACUGAAAAUCCUGUUACAAGCUGUGAAUCUCCUGACGUUGAGGAGCUCGAAAAGAGGUUGGCCUCUCUUCGACGAAACUGAACCGAGAUCGAAAUCCACAAAGCUGUGAGAAUUACAAAGACAUGAGUUUUAUUACAUGUAAAGUCUAUAAUAAUGUUGUUGGAAGCACAUUUGUGUGGAUCUUGGAAGCAUGCUUAUACUAAAUCCAUGCAACCACAGCCUAGGUAUGGAGAGGAAAAAAAGAAAAAAACUAACCCAGUUGUUGUGUCGAGUCAGAUUUGGUUGACUUUUUCCUUCAUUUUUUUAUUAUUAUGACAAAUGUGGGGUUGAGAUCU
Molecule: messenger RNA, 1030 nt
Organism: Cucurbita pepo subsp. pepo (vegetable marrow)
Lineage: Eukaryota; Viridiplantae; Streptophyta; Magnoliopsida; Cucurbitales; Cucurbitaceae
Source: RefSeq, a predicted model, not a curated record